Messenger RNA from Scophthalmus maximus (turbot), 5202 nucleotides. It is a transcript of the gene arhgef19, whose product is annotated as Rho guanine nucleotide exchange factor (GEF) 19. Gene Ontology annotation, molecular function: guanyl-nucleotide exchange factor activity; protein binding. The transcript is spliced from 16 exons. NCBI's taxonomy places the organism in Eukaryota, Metazoa, Chordata, Actinopteri, Pleuronectiformes, Scophthalmidae. Gene Ontology annotation, biological process: regulation of actin cytoskeleton organization; activation of GTPase activity. The record is from RefSeq and is a predicted model, not a curated record. The coding region runs from base 360 to 3272 and encodes 970 amino acids.
UAGAGAGGGGAUCUGCAUUGUAAGUAGCUCUCGGAGCAGCAAGUGGUGGCUGUUUUUCCAACCUGUUUUUGUUUCCUCGAGGAGCAGGAGAACAAGAAGAAGAGGAAUCCGCCAGAGGAGCACAGAUUUGAAAAAGUCUGAGCUGUGUCUGGGGGGGUGGGGGUGGGGGGAAAGGGAGAAAGGAGAAGCUGGAGGAGGAGAAGGCGGAGGACAGAAGCCAGGAGGAACACAAGGCAGCAAUGGAUAGAAGAGUGGCUCAGCCUGACCCUGGGAUGGCCUGGAUUCACACACUGCUGCUGGCCACCGGCCCGCACGCGCACUAGACUGCCAACGCCGAUGAGCGCCCAUGUCGUUCAGCCAUGCUCCCUGGGUAUGGAUUCUCACCUUUUCCUGAUUUCCAGCCGCACCUUCACGCGUUUCGCUGCCGAGGAGAGAGUCCCAGCAUGUGGAUCCCUGGCUCGGGAGAGUCCCAGGCCCCGAGCGAGGCCCUGGAGGAGCGGCCCCUCCUCCACCCGUGCCACCACAAGCAUGUCGCCGUGUGCCAGGAGGAAACGUUGGCUUUCAUUGAGCUGCAACCACCGGUGACCCCGAAACUGAACGGCCACAGCGCUCAGAGGCCGACUGUUAUUCCAGACGCACAAUGCGUAACGCACUCUCGGCCAUUGAAUGGCUACAGGCACACGCUGAACGAACUGAACGACAUGAAGAGCGGCUGCCAGACGAAAGACAGUGAACAUGACGCAACGGUGGAUUUGAACUCUCAUACGCUGAGUGACACCGAACUCCAUUGCCACGAUGGUACUUCCUUGCAGGAGUGGACUGAAACGCCACAAACUGUCACAACGGAGCGUCGUCCCCCCCACACAGCUCUUAGCCUCCCUCUGUCCUUCCCUCUGCUCUCCCUGUACACGAACAGAGACUCGUGGGAAUCUCCGAUACCUUGCUCCCCAUCCUCACCUGAAGGUCCUGGGCUUCAGAGCCCAGACGCCCGCCGGCCGCAGAGGAGAACGUCUCAAGGUUCACUGAAAGAGAAGUCUAUCAGGCGAAAGGUGCAGGUUUAUUCUCCAGAGAGCCCAAGCGAUGAAUCCCUCAGCAGCCCACUCCUGGAAGCGGACCAUAUCUUCCCCGGACCGUUUGCGUCUUUCCUGGAGGAGGACCUGAGCGGUUUGUCUUCCCUGGAGGCCAUUUCAAGUCCCUCGUCCGCGGACUGUGCCGCCGAUCUCCCAGACCUCAGUCCCGAUGAUAUUUUCGAUCUGCCCACUGAACCACUGCAGAUAAUAGAGGACUCGAUACUGGACGUGAGGGAAGACGGCGGGGCGCCCGGGGCCACGGGCGGGAGCUUCUUGUCACGCAGCCGCCAAGGGGAGCAGGAGCGGCGGCGCUUCUCCGCUUCCGAACUCAUAUCUAGACUGCAGCUGUCUCAGAGGAAGAACUCCUUCACCCUGAAGCUUGGGAAGUCGCUGUCGGCACGGGUGACCUCCAGGGACAGACAGAGCUCCAACGGCGUCGGCCCCAACCCCGACUAUAAGUCCAACUCCAAGCAGCGCAGCUCGGGAGGUUCUGGUGACAGCGCCCCCCACAGUCCUGUGGGACCGGCACCUCCUCUGCCCAGCAGUGACAAUGGGAUGCCUCUGCAUCGAUGGAGCACAAAACUCGGAAUGCGAAAGAAAUCCAUAGAAGAAGACUCGGGAGCACUUCCAACUGUUGCCAGUUCGAAUCGCCUGUCCAGGUUUCUGCCCAGUUCGAUUCUGUACCAGGAGUACAGCGACGUCGCCAUCAACAGAGAGAUCCAGCGACAGCAGGGGAAGGAGCCGGGCACAGAGUACGAGGGGCUCAGGGAUGAGGGGUCUGACGGGAUCCCGUCUCCCUCCAACCUGUCUCCGUCCAGCUCCUUUCGCUCGUCGCGGGGCUCUGCCUUCGCACUGUGGCAGGACAUACCCGAUGUCCGAACCAGCGGGCAGCUUGACAAUUUCAGCAACGAGGAGAGGAAGUUACAGGAGGCAAAGUUUGAGCUGGUGACCUCUGAGGCGUCGUACAUCCGCAGCUUGACGAUCGCCGUGGACCACUUCAUGCUGUCGCAGGAGCUCGCCGAGUGCCUUGGCGCUCAGGAUAAGCAGUGGCUGUUCUCCAAGCUCCCCGAAGUCAAAGAUGUCAGUGAGAGGUUCCUGCAGCACCUGGAGCACAGACUGGAGGAAGACAUUCUGCGCUUCGACGUGUGCGACAUUGUCCUGGACCACUGCCCGGCUCUACGAAGGGUUUAUUUGCCUUACGUAACCAACCAGGCCUACCAAGAGCAGACGUACCAGCGUUUGCUGCACGACAACCCCCGCUUCCCCGGCAUCCUGGCUCGUUUGGAGGAGGACCCCGUCUGCCAAAGACUUCCCCUGACCUCUUUUCUGAUCCUCCCAUUUCAGAGGAUCACACGGCUUAAAAUGCUGGUGGAGAACAUCUUGAAGAGGACAACGCCGGGCUCUCGAGAUGAGGACACCGCCACGAAGGCGUUCAAUGAGCUGAAAAAGAUCAUCAAAGAAUGUAACUCCAGUGUGCAGUCAAUGAAGAGGAUGGAGGAGCUUAUUCACCUCAAUAAGAAAAUUCAUUUUGAGGGAAAGAUUUUUCCUCUGAUCUCUCAGUCCCGCUGGCUGGUGAAACAUGGCGAACUCCUGGAGGUGGACACGCAGACAAUGAGUUUUUCCGGAUCAAAGCUGAAGUUGCCCACCAAGCCUGUGUACCUCCACCUGUUCAAUGACUGUCUCCUGCUGUCCAGGAGGAAGGACACCUGGAAGUUCAUGGUGUUCGUACAUGCCAAGAUCGGCGAGCUGAAAGUGAAGGACCUCAGUCAGAAGCUGCAGGGCAUCUCGGGCUUCAUCUUCCACCUGCAGCUGUGCGAAGGCCAGCAGCUCAAACACCAGAUCCUGCUCAAGUCCCACACCGAGAGCGGCAAGCAGCGAUGGAUCACAGCAAUGUUCCCUUCGGAUCCGCUUGAAGACAUCGAGCAGGCCAAUGAGAACGAUGAUAUAUCCCAGGUUCAAUGCAUCAAAAGCUAUCAGGCCCAAGAGCAUGAUGAGUUAACACUGGAGAAGGCUGACAUUCUUCAUGCUAAGACCAUUACAAGUGAUGGCUGGGUGGAAGGCAUCAGGCUGUCGGACGGGGAACGGGGCUGGUUCCCCAAAACCUACGUGGAAGAGAUCACAAGUCGCAGCGCUCGCCUCCGCAACCUCCGGGAGAAUAUCCGCAUCAAAUGUGUCACACAGAAACUGGAGGGAGAGGACUAACCGUUUUAGCUGCAGCUCGUCCCGUGUCAGGGGUUCAUUUCAUCCGAAACAAAUUUCAUUGUUGAGCUUCUGGAUCCUUGUUUUGAUUUUAGAUGGAUGUGGGACCUUUGUGUACUGUAGGUUGCAGGUUCCAUUGCAAGCCAACAUUUUUUGACUGACUGCUCUUACUAAUUUCCUUUAGCAUCCUAGCUAUGAGAGCCUACUUUCCCCUUACAGUUCCAGUAUAAUAGGCUUUUAUACAAUAUAAGUCUGUUGUCAAAAGUUCAAAUUAGUUUGUUUGUUUUUUUUAGCAGUUUUUCCUCUGUAGAUUACCUUAAGCAUGCUUUCUGGGAAUGCUUUUCAAUACUGUUUUAAAAUCAUACAUUCAUGUAUGCACAUUUACCAGCUGUGCUCAAAGAACACAUCUUGAGGCGAAUGUGUACAUUUCUUGUUUCAUGUCAGAGGAGAUCAACCCGUAACAGUUAGCACGAGGCGAACUCAAAGUCUGUCCCCAUACAGAUUUUAAAAUCCCCCUUUGAGGUGCAGGACUUUCAUUCAUGUAUUAGAAAAUCCCCUGAGGCAGAUUCUUAGCUUCUGCCUCUGCUCUGCCGCGUUAAUGUAACUGACACGUGUGCAGAGCAUCGGUUACUUUGUCCCCAUGUGUUCAAGAUGUGGACUGUUAGAAAAGCGUGCCUCUUUCUUAAACGGGACAACACCGUCCCUGCAUGUACUGUAAAGGGACUGUAGUAACAGUCUGGCCUGCAUGAACACUGGGGAUUGGUCAGACAAGGCCAUUUUUAUUUUGUCGACAAACCCCACGAAGAGACCACAUCACAACAAUGAAGUGAUCCUGCUGAGCGGUAUUGUCCGUCUCAGCCUAAUCUUUCUUCUGUUCCGUAGAGUUCUUUUCUAGUCCAAAACCUUUGAAAAGACGCACACAAACAUGCGCACUGUAGUUUAUUUUUACUAACACCCCCCCACCACACACACACACACACACACACACACACACACACACACACACACACACUCACACUCCGUCCUACACCCGUGAAUACUGACUAGAGCGUCAAAUGUGUUUUAAUCCAACCCUGAAACUGGUCCCGAAACAAACUAACUGUGGACUACAGUGCCAUCGAAUAAACACAUUGUAGGUUUUGAUCUUUUCACGGAAUUUGUCGACGGUAAAAUGUCAACAAAUUCCGUGGAAAGAUAACACGCGAACAAAAUAACACGAGCCUUGUUCUAUCAAACGAGGACAUUGGAGAAAAAUAUGUCAAAUUUAAAUUGUGUGAUAAAUGUGCAAAUUAAACUUCAAAAGUACACAUUUUUUACAUUUUUUUUAAACAAAUCCCAGUUUAGCACCAGUUCAGCAAAAAGCGUUAUGAUUCUCAUAACACAGAAUACAAAGGCAGUUAUACACUAAGCACUGAGUUACGUUCAGGAUAUUAACAUCAUUCCCCUCAUUAAGUGUAAAAGUCCCCAGUCGAUCAAUUGCACAGUUUAACUGUGCCAGAUGUGUUGUUCAUCGACCACUGUAGUCGACAUUCAAAUGUAAACUCUACCAGUGGCACAUGCAAUGUUUAUAACCCCACUUUGUUUUUUUUCUAUAUCUAAGUUGUUAGUUGUAAUUUAAGUGGUUGCUGUUGCAGCGUGUGUAUUUAUACUCCUCUAGCUGGUUGUUCUCUAAGGAGAUUCUUGAUGUAAAUGUACUUUUCUGUAGAUGGCCUCGUGUAUAAAGAGUAGAAAGUGGUCCAUUUACGUUUUUUAACAGUAAUUUAUAAAGAUAUAUAAAGAUAUAAUGACAUUCCAUAGCUAUAAACUUUGCAGUCAGGCUGAUUUCUAAUACCGCGAGGACUAUAAAUACUGUAACACACUGGAUGUUUACUGGAUUUCUCAACACUACUGUAAAUGUUUAACCAAUGAAAUAAAAGCAGAUAGUUUCAUUUUA